Pieris macdunnoughi is the source of this 624-nucleotide messenger RNA. Lineage: Eukaryota; Metazoa; Arthropoda; Insecta; Lepidoptera; Pieridae. The record is from the annotation of a GenBank genome assembly.
AUGAUUGCGCACUUGUACACACCUUAUAUAUUGGGUUAUGGUACUGCAAGUUUGAGCGGCGGUAAAGCUGGGUGGACGCUAUAUGAGUGCGUCGAUUGUGGGAACAAAUACAAGCACAAAGGAUCGCUACAAAGGCAUAUUAAAUACGAGUGUAGGAAGCAGCCCAGUUUCAAAUGUCCGUAUUGCGUGUACCGCGCCUACCAGAAACACAAUCUACUGCUGCACGAGCGCCACCUGCACAAAGAUUUACCAGAGAAGCUUCACGAUCGCCGGAUCACCCGUGCAACUUACUUAACUUUCAAGAAAGAAUUCUUAGAAGCAGAAGAAUCAGGUUACCAGCAACAAGUUACCAUUAGUGAUACGGAUUUUAUGAAAUCGGUAAUGCAUAAUAUGAUGCCAGCGCUGAAGAUGCAGAUUUAUGACAGCAUGUACCAGUGUGAAAAGUGUAAUAGAAAAUACAGACAUAAAAGUACAUAUAGAAGACACGUUACGUAUGAAUGUGGUAAAGAACCAAAGUUCAGAUGCCCCUUUUUCGAUUGCACCUACAAAGCAUAUCAGAAAACUCACACGGACGCACAUGUAAAAACUAAGCAUCGACUAAUGAUGGUGGAAUACAAAGGAUGA